Molecule: messenger RNA, 378 nt
Organism: Cinclus cinclus
Lineage: Eukaryota; Metazoa; Chordata; Aves; Passeriformes; Cinclidae
Gene: KCNE2
Product: potassium voltage-gated channel subfamily E regulatory subunit 2
Exons: 1
Coding region: 1-378 (125 amino acids)
Biological process (GO): potassium ion export across plasma membrane; membrane repolarization during action potential; regulation of ventricular cardiac muscle cell membrane repolarization
Cellular component (GO): membrane
Molecular function (GO): voltage-gated potassium channel activity involved in ventricular cardiac muscle cell action potential repolarization; potassium channel regulator activity; transmembrane transporter binding
Source: RefSeq, a predicted model, not a curated record
AUGGCCAAGAUGCAAAACUUCACUUGGACUGUGGAACAUAUUUUCAAGGAAACCUUCCUUAAUUACAUGAACAACUGGAGGAGAAACAUGACAGAAGCAGCAAAUAAACUGCAGGCUGAGGUGGCUGCUGAAAACUUUGACUACGUUAUCCUUUAUCUGAUGGUGAUGAUUGGGAUGUUCUCCUUCAUCAUUGUGGCCAUCCUGGUGAGCACUGUGAAAUCCAAGAGGAGGGAGCACUCCAAUGAUCCCUAUCACCAGUACAUCGUGGAGGACUGGGGAGAGAAGUACAAAAACCAGGUUCUGAAUCCAGAAGAUCUCAAGUGUGUGAUCCACGAAAACCUGGGGGCAAGGGAUAAAACAAGCCCAGAAUCACCUUGA